AUGCUCUUCGAAGAACGACCACAGGGCGUCGAGUCCGAGAUUGCCCAGCUAGAAGCUCGUCUCCACGAUAUGCGCGCCCAGCUCGACCAAUCCACAUAUCCCACACCACCUUCCUCACACCCCGACAAGUCCUGGACUUUGCCAUCCUCCACAAUCUAUAAUAAUAAGAACCCCCAAUUCAACUCCAACACCACCCGCUCCACUUCCCUCCACGCCCUCCUCUUGCUCUCUGACUCCGCACUCCCUCUCGGCUCUUUCGCCUUCUCCAGCGGCCUAGAAUCAUAUCUCGCCCAUAAUAAGUCUCGCCGCACAAAUGCAAACCCUGUCUCCUCUUUCCACCACUUUCUGAAACUCUCUAUCGCCUCUAUCGCAAGCACAUCCCUCCCCUACGUGCUGGCCGCAUACCGACACCCUCAAACUCUUGAUACCCUCGAUAAUGACCUCGACGCUUCGACCCCGUGCGUCGUCGCGCAACGCGCAAGUGUCGCGCAAGGACGCGCCCUUAUUGGCGUCUGGGAGCGCGCCUUCCGGGCCAGCUUCGCGUCGCCCGGCAAAUGUAUGUCGGAUAACUAUGAGGACGCGGAGGCUAAGACGGCGACUUCGGCCAUUGAUGAAUUCUCCGAUGCUCUCAAGUCUUCCUUUGAGGACGUCGAUGAAUAUGAUCUUGGGCCUCGCGGCCAUUUCGCGCCGCUGUGGGGUGUCGUUUGUCGUGCUAUGGGGCUGGAUCUCCAGCAGACGGCGUAUACUUUUGUUUUGAACCACGCCAAGGCCGUGCUGAGCGCGGCAGUGCGCGCCUCAGUAAUGGGUCCAUACCAGGCACAGAAUAUUCUUGCGAGCCAGAGUCUGCAAGAUACGAUUAUGGCGCGCAUUGAGCGGGAGUGGAACACCGAGCCGGAAGAAGCCGGGCAGGUUGUGCCCGCACUGGACCUGUGGAUCGGUCGGCAUGAACUGCUGUACAGCCGCAUCUUUAACUCAUAA
Penicillium argentinense is the source of this 978-nucleotide messenger RNA. Its product is annotated as urease accessory protein UreF. The coding region runs from base 1 to 978 and encodes 325 amino acids. The transcript is spliced from 2 exons. Lineage: Eukaryota; Fungi; Ascomycota; Eurotiomycetes; Eurotiales; Aspergillaceae. Gene Ontology annotation, molecular function: nickel cation binding. The record is from RefSeq and is a predicted model, not a curated record.